CUCAACGACAUCGCGCUGCUGGAGCUGGAUCGGCCCGUGGAGUGCAGCGAUUCCAUCGAGCUGGGCUGCCUGCCCGGAGACUCCCUGCACCUGGGCCAGCUCAAGACCUGCUACGUCGCGGGCUGGGGGACCACCUCGGCCAGAGCCCAGGGCCCCAGCGAGAAGCUGCAGGAGGCCAAGGUGCACCUCAUCGACACCAAACUCUGCAACAGCAGCCGCUGGUACGCGGGGGCUGUGCACACCCACAACCUGUGCGCGGGGUAUCCUCAGGGCGGCAUCGACCCCUGCCAGGGAGACAGUGGGGGUCCCCUGGUGUGCCGGGACCCCCAUGCUGACCACUUCUGGCUGGUGGGGGUGACGAGCUGGGGCAGGGGCUGGGCCAGGGCCCUCCGGCCAGGGAUCUACACCUCCACCCAGCACUUCCACACCUGGAUCCUACUCCAGCUGGGACUGCGCUCGGCCCCUCCCACACCAUGGUCCCCCUGGAGUCCCGUGUGGGACCCGGGACAGAGCCGCCUCGGCUCCAGGCCACCUCUGCACCCCACCCUGGAGCAGCUCAUCAGAGCGCUGCAGGAUCUGCUGAGCUGGCUGAGAGAUGCCAUGAGAUGA
Molecule: messenger RNA, 609 nt
Organism: Acanthisitta chloris (rifleman)
Lineage: Eukaryota; Metazoa; Chordata; Aves; Passeriformes; Acanthisittidae
Product: acrosin-like
Exons: 3
Biological process (GO): proteolysis; acrosome reaction
Molecular function (GO): serine-type endopeptidase activity
Source: RefSeq, a predicted model, not a curated record